AUGCUCGUACGUCGAGUAUUAUACGCGUUUGCAUUAUGCUUGAUACCUGCUGGAGGUUUAGCCCAAACUCAUGAGCUUGACAGACGCGCCGUCGAUCCUUUAGCCGGAACAUCCGAGUGUGCGAGGACAUGUUUCACGAAGACGAACGACACAGAAGCUUUUCAAGGCAGCCAAACGGACGACCUAUGCCAAUAUAAGUCACUUUAUCAUAGUGUAGAAGUAUGCGUCAAACACGACUGUAAUUUCACCGAGAUCUUGGACUUCAAGAACAGAACGUCCCGCGCAUGCGACUGGCCGAUCACCGACCGUCGUCAAGAAAUUCGAAUCAGCUGUUUGACAAUAGGCAUUUUGGCUAUGGUCUUCUUUACCAUGAGAGCCAUCUCAAAGAUAAUUGGAUUCGUGCCAUAUGGGCAUGAUGAUAGUCUGAUUAUAGCAACUCUGCCAUUUAUUAUCGCAUUUAAUAUUUUCUGCCAAGUCCUCACUUCGAAGGGUCUCGGACUCGAUAUUUGGUUCGUGGAAGAAGAUGAUAUUCGCACCUUUCUCAUCCUGAUUUUCGCUUCCGAACUAUCGUACGCUACAGCUCUCGCCCUCGUGAAACUAUCGAUCCUAACCUUCUUCCUUCGCAUAUUCCCUGAUCAGAAAUUCCGCACCAUUGUUCGAUGGACUACGAUCUUUAUUCUCGUCAUGUGUCCCCUAUAUCUAGCACUCAUCCUCGCUCAACGAAGGCCACUCGAUCUGUUUUGGAAUGGGUGGAAGAACAAGAAUCCGCAAGGUGUUAUCUUGAGUGGAAAUCUCAUAGGCAUAACACAUGGUGCAUGGAACGUUGCUUUGGAUAUUUGGAUGAUGAUUCUUCCAAUGACGCAACUGCUGAAAAUCGGGAUCAAGCUGAAGAAAAAGAUUGGGGUAAUUGCCAUGUUCGGAGUGGGCCUCUUGUAA
Molecule: messenger RNA, 936 nt
Organism: Fusarium oxysporum Fo47
Lineage: Eukaryota; Fungi; Ascomycota; Sordariomycetes; Hypocreales; Nectriaceae
Product: CFEM domain-containing protein
Exons: 6
Coding region: 1-936 (311 amino acids)
Source: RefSeq, a predicted model, not a curated record